AUGGCCAGAACGGAUCCUCCUGCCCCGCGCUGGAAAUCCUUGAGUCUCCCCUUCCAGCUUCCCACUUGGCUCGCUAUGCUGGUCGGCCUCCUGAUCGCCGGGCCCGUUCUCUUUGCGCUCGCCAAGGCCAACACUAACUGGGUCGGCGGCGAAGUGAAGCUCCUGCAAACCAUGAGCUUCUCGUUCCUCUACGUCUUCGGCAUGCACUUCCGCGAACCCCAGCAGCUGAUGCCCCAAAGUACCACCACCAGGAUCUUCAUCAUGUUCCUGUGGCUGUACACGAUCAUCCUCACCACCGCCUACAACUCCAACCUGACGGCCUUCCUGACGGUUGUCCAGGCGCCCUCGAGUAUGGAGACGGUCAAGGAGCUCCACGGGUCCGGCGCGGAGGUCUCGGGUCUUGGCGGUUUCUUCAAGGGGGCGCUGGCGUCUGCGGUCGACCCUUAUCUGCAGGUGAUGGGGGAGUACGGGGAUGUCUACCCCCGCUUUGAUAGCCUCCGAGCUAGUACAGUAGUAACUUGUAAGCGUCUCAUACGAGGGGUCGGGGGUUUGCGUCCCAGUCAAGCGAACAGGUUCAACUGGCGCUUGGAGGCCUUGGCAGAGAGAUUCAAGGCCUAUAACGAGCUGAACGUUGUCUGGCCGAACGUUCAGAGCGGCGAUUCCGUCUAUCUGCAUAACAGACAGUUUCUCGAAUUCGUCAUCACAACGCAGUUUACGAGGAAGGGUGUCUCUUCCAUGAGAAUUAUGAAGGAAUGCUUCGCUCCGUACAACAUCGCCAUGGCCCUCCAACGCCACUCGCCCCUCAAGAGGAAGUUCGACAAAGCCAUCAGGUGGAUGUUGGAGAGCGGCCUCAUCAGGAGGUGGUUCCUCGAGUCGCUGAGGCUGUCCAGGAAGGCCAGGGAACAGAAGGACGCGCCAGAAGCGACGAGUGCGGACGGCGAGGCGGAACCGAGCUCUUCGUCGGGAGUAAUUCCCCUCAGUAUAGACCACAUGCAGGGCGCCUUCCUCGUCAUCGUCUUCGGCAACGUCUUCGCCUUGUUGGUGUUCCUCGUCGAGAGCUGCUGCAGGAAGGGCAACAUCCUACAUGACUAG
Penaeus indicus is the source of this 1092-nucleotide messenger RNA. Its product is annotated as ionotropic receptor 21a-like. NCBI's taxonomy places the organism in Eukaryota, Metazoa, Arthropoda, Malacostraca, Decapoda, Penaeidae. Bases 1 to 1092 code for a protein of 363 amino acids. Gene Ontology annotation, molecular function: ligand-gated monoatomic ion channel activity. The transcript has 7 exons. The record is from RefSeq and is a predicted model, not a curated record. Gene Ontology annotation, cellular component: membrane.